AUGUCGCAGAAGCCUCAACCAAAAGCGUCUCCCGGAGUGCUUGCUAUAAACGCAGCAGCAACCCAAAAAGCUGCUCCUCCGCCCGCACCAUCCAAAGAACACUCGAGCAAAGCAAAUGCUCCCCGACUAAAGCUCCAUGUCAGGCGUCUGCCGCCUGGAUUGACACAGGUCGAGUUUGAGUCCGCCUUGGGAGACCACUGGAAAGCCGGACGAGGUAAAAUCGACUGGUUUCUCUUUAAAGAGGGGAAGGUCUCGUCUGAGUCAGUGUUCCAGUUAAACAGCUACGACCCUUCGAAACCAUCGCGCCCAGGGAGGGCCUAUCUGCGAAUCAACUCAUCGGUAACUAUUCCGGAGCUCUCAGACGUCAUCCGCCAAACGUCCUUUCAGGAUGCACGGAAUACCUAUAAUGACCCUGCUUUACUUGGGCCGCCAACACUUGAAUAUGCCCCCUUUUCACGUGUGCCCAGUGGAAAGGUUCGAAAUGAUGCUCGCGUGGGCACUAUUGAUCAGGAUGCGGAAUUCAUAGCCUUCCUCGAGAGCUUGACGAACCCAGUUACCAAGCCAUCCGACGAGGAGACAACUGAGAGUGCGGAAAAGGCAGAGAAGCCGACUAUCACACCCCUGAUCCAAUAUCUAAAAGAGAAAAAGGCGAAUAAGGCGAAGGAGGCGGCUGCCGCAAAAUCAUCAAAACAAUCCCGAUCUGCCGCUGCAAAGGAGAGCAAAGCUGAAAAGUCUAUUGGGAAGAAACAGCUUCUCAGCCGUGCAGACAAGCCAGUCUCAGAGAAACAGAAAAAGGAUAAGGCUACAAAGGACGCUGCCGUAAAGGAUGCUCGGAAGAGGGAAAGAGGAAGCCUCAGUGCUGCCACCAAGAUCCUACGACGAGACCUGGGUCUUACUCCUCCUACAAGAAAAAGAGAGAAGGCUGGCCAGUCACCUUCUCCAGGGCCUAACGGCAACCCUGUUAGUGAGGACACGAAGAAGGAUCAGCCGUCAAGCUCCAAGCCGGAGGAUAAUAAUAAACCAGCGUCAACUACGCUCAAGGGCAAGAACAGUGCUGAUUCAACGCCAAAGUCAACGCCGGGCAAACAACUCAAAAAUACUCCACCUACAGAGCCAGUGGCAUCUCGGACCGCAGCAGCAAGAAGAGCAGCAACCCCCCCGUCUACCGGUCCAUCUCCAAACACGAAGGCGUCAUCAGCUCCCAAGAACCAGCAACAGCAGCAACAAUCCUCUCAGGCACCAUCCUCAAAUGGAACCCAAGCGUUCUUAAAACAUGCCAACCCUUCCCAAGGAGUGACGGAGGAUCUACUCCAGAAAGGAUUCUCACAGUUUGGCAAGGUCAUACGUGUAGAGAUUGAUAAGAAGAAAGGUUUCGGUUACGUCGAUUUUGCAGAACCGGCAAGUCUACGGAAAGCAAUGGACGCGAGCCCGGUAUCUAUCGCCCAAAGCCAGGUCGUCGUGUUGGAGAGGAGGACGUCAGCCGCUGUAGCACAGAACAGAGGUGGCCAUGCCAACCGUGGUGGAGGUGGAGGGCAUGGUCCAGCCCAUACCCAAACCCCGUCACAGUCAUCUCAAGGAUCAAAACCAUCGCAGGCAGCAUCCACUACGCCUGCACCUACACCAGCUACGCCCCCUACAUCUCGAGGAGCCCCACAAGGUUCUCGUGGUGGAAGAGGGCCGAGAAGAGGCCACGGCCGAGGGGGUAGAGGGGGUGGCCGUGGUAAAUAA
Messenger RNA from Microsporum canis CBS 113480, 1728 nucleotides. RefSeq lists its product as hypothetical. NCBI's taxonomy places the organism in Eukaryota, Fungi, Ascomycota, Eurotiomycetes, Onygenales, Arthrodermataceae. Gene Ontology annotation, cellular component: cytoplasm; nucleolus. Gene Ontology annotation, molecular function: mRNA binding. The coding region runs from base 1 to 1728 and encodes 575 amino acids. The transcript has 3 exons. Gene Ontology annotation, biological process: positive regulation of translation; nuclear-transcribed mRNA catabolic process, nonsense-mediated decay. The record is from RefSeq and is a predicted model, not a curated record.